Linum trigynum is the source of this 708-nucleotide messenger RNA. The record is from the annotation of a GenBank genome assembly. NCBI's taxonomy places the organism in Eukaryota, Viridiplantae, Streptophyta, Magnoliopsida, Malpighiales, Linaceae.
AUGAAGCUCUUGUGCUAUAACUGUCGCGGUUUGGGAAGUAUGCGAGCAGUUAGAUCUCUUAAGUCGCUCCUGCGACAAGCUUUCCCACAUGUCAUGUUUCUGAUGGAGACAUGUCAGCUUUGUGAUGAGAAUGAAAAAACAAGGUUGGAGAUAGGAUACAAAAACGGGAAAAGUUGGCCCACAGAUACCUCGAAUGGAGGACGAGCAGGAGGUUUGAGUAUUUGGUGGAAUGAUGAGGUUCAAAUUACGGUGAUGGAUCAUUCACAACACCACAUUGAUGACAAAGUGGUCGACGAGCUGGCUGGAGAGUGGCGUUUUACGGGGGUGUAUGGCUGGCCUGAAGGGAUCGAGAAAGAACGUACGUGGCAUUUGCUUCGCCAACUCGCCGAGCAAUGGACAGGUCCUUGGCUAUGUGGGGGAGACCUGAAUCAGGUGCUGUCAGAUUUUGAGAAAAAGGGAGGGAACCUUGUAGCUGAGGAGGAAAUGAGGGCGUUCUCGGAUUGCUUAGUGGACGUGGGGUUGCAGGACAUGGGUUUUUCUGGUUAUCCGUACACCUGGGAGAAUAGAAGAAGAAGUGGAGGGUACAUUGAAGAACGAUUGGAUCGGUUUCUUGCUAAUGAGGGGUGGCGGAAAAUGUGGCCGAAUGCUCGAGUCUCACACUUAGGCAGUACCCGAUCUGAUCACCAGCCUAUUUUGUGUGAAUCAUAG